AUGGCCAACAGUAAAAAGGCUGACCACACCAAGCGUGGAUCCGAAGCCCGGCCUCGCGGAUUGGCCCGCCCAGCGUCACGCCUGUCCCCGGACUCGGGGUCCCAGCGGGGUCCCCCGGCGCCUCGCCCACGCUGCGCGCCCCUCCGCGGGGCCGUCCCCCGCCUCCCGGACCACACCCAGGGGCGGGCCGAGCGCCACCCUCAGGACCCCGCCAGUGCCUGCCCCCUUGCAGCCUCUGAUUGGCUGCCCUCCUGGCAACCUGAGCCAAUCGCAGCUGGUCCUCGGGAGCCAAGGCCCCGCCCCUUGGAGCCCCCGGCCCCGCCCCUUGGAGCCCCCAGCCCCGAGGCCCCGCGCUCUUUUGCGGGCAGUCUGGCUUCCGCGCACCGGUUCCGCUGGUUUCCAGGGCCCACCCUGCAGGCUGCUGUGCUCAGGCUGCCCAUGCUGGUUUCCGGCGGCCCAGCCCCCAGCAAGCACCAGAGGGAGGCUGGAGGGCCCGAGGCACGGAGAACCCCGGGUCCCUCCAGCAGCCUCUCCGACCUGGCUAAGCCACGCAAGUGGCUGAUCUCUGGGUCGCCUGCUGACUCCUGA
Messenger RNA from Choloepus didactylus (southern two-toed sloth), 588 nucleotides. RefSeq names its product predicted GPI-anchored protein 58. NCBI's taxonomy places the organism in Eukaryota, Metazoa, Chordata, Mammalia, Pilosa, Megalonychidae. The record is from RefSeq and is a predicted model, not a curated record. The transcript is spliced from 4 exons. Bases 1 to 588 code for a protein of 195 amino acids.